AUGGCGGCGCCGCGACUGCGCCGCAGUGACCGCCCGCGGGGCGGGGCGGGGCCGAGCCCAGCCGAGUCCAGCCGAGCCCAGCCGAGCCGAGUCCAGCCGAGCCGAGCCCUGCCGAGCCGAGUCCAGCCGAGCCCAGCCGAGCCGAGCCGAGCCCAGCCGAGCCGAGUCCAGCCGAGCCCAGCCGAGCUCAGCCGAGCCCAGCCGAGCCGAGCCCUGCCGAGCCGAGCCGAGCCCAGCCGAGCCGAGCCGAGCUCAGCCGAGCCGAGUCCAGCCGAGCCCAGCCGAGCUCAGCCGAGCCGAGCCGAGCCGAGCUCAGCCGAGUCCAGCCGAGCCGAGCCGAGCCGAGCCCGCCCCGCCCACAGGCCCCGCCCCGCGCUCCCCGGGGCUCCGCCGCGGACCGGGGGGACGGAGAAGCGGCGGCCCCGCGGCCCCGCCCUGGGAAACACGCGGCGGGGCCGGCUCGGGGCCGGCUCCCGCACCGGGGGCCACCGGCUCAAGAACGAAGCUUUGAAACCUGGUUACGGUGUAGGUGCAGAUUUCGCUGUCACCAACCAGGAGCUGCAGAUGACGUAGCUGUCACCACAGACUCGCUCUUCGUGACUGGGGAAUGCCUUCCCAGCUUCUCUGCUUUUACCUUAGUCCAGAACCAAAACCUUACCCAGCUUAUCCACCUGUAACAGCCAUUUAGCUCCAGGACAGGCUGGCAGGGUUUUCAGGAGAGUAACACAGCAGACAGCCCCGCCCUCCACAUCAGCCAAACAUCCAGCUCAUCCUUGUCCAGUCUUAUGGCAAAAUGCAAAAGCUCUUUAUUAAAAAAGCAGAGCAAAACCCAAUAUAAAAAAUCAUGAACAGAAACCAACCAGUCCACACAGAAACUUUCAUUUUCCAUUUGUCUCCUAAAAUAUGUACUGCAAGAUCAUUGUUGCCCCAGACUCAUUGAAGGAACUCACAGGAGGCUCUCAAGACUGCUGGCCUCUUUCUCCAAUUCGGAUUCCUGCAACCCUUCCCUUUCUCCAGGUCACACAAGGCCUUGUGCUGUCAGGAGAGGAAUCACCUUCUCUCCCUUUAUGCUCUUAGAGGCAACUCCUCUGUUUUGAGACAGAAGCAUUGCUCCUCUCCAGGGUAAGGCCACAGCACUCAGCUUCAGGGGCCUGGGAAGCCAUGAGGACAGUUUUGCCAUUUGUCACAGUGAAAUCAAAUCCUGUUGCAUAUUGGCCACAACAUCUUCAGCCAAGGGCUGCAGUUCAUAGUGAAGAAGCACAGAUGCUGACCCCCAAUCACCCACUGGCCCCUUCUCUGCCAGUCAGUGUUGUAGAAGUUGAACCACAGCCAAAGCCCAGCUGUCCCACAGGGACAUGGACAGCACUGCACCGCAGCCCCUCUACACAGCUGUUUCUGUCCAUGCUGAACGCAAAUCUACUGCCCACCAACACAGCCAGAGCCACAGCAGGGAGGGUAAAUGAGCCAGAGAGGGCCCUGUCAGACUUUGCUUCCAUCUGUAAGCACUGGGUGAAAAAGCACAGAUGUGUAAGAUACGGUGCUUCCAGAAGUUUCAGGACCCCAAAUGGCUCCUGCCCACAGGGAGCUGUGAACACUGCUGUCGCCUUUUAUCAGGUUUCACUGUGAACAGCUCUGGCAUCCAAACGAAUGCUGCAGAAGGACUCUGCCAGGGAACAUACAAACCAACCCCCCAGUAGCAACAGGGUGUGCUGACAGGCUGGUGCUGUGUAAAAGGACACAGAAAAUACUUUAAACACUGGCAGCUCAGGGGAAGGGCUCCACAUCAUGCACUCAGACCCACGAGCCUGGAUGGUUGUUUCCUCCUCCCUUUUAUGUGGUCAGGAAGAAGAUUUAUAAAGAGUGAGAACAAUUUUCUGUGUUUGCAAGCCUUUGUGUCAUCCCGCUCUGAUAAAACUGUCCUGUUUAGGAAGAAGGAGCUGUACCUGAGUUGCUCACCCUCUCCUGACAGCAGGUAUUUGGAUCCUUUAAGCCAUGCUCUCAUUUCCUAGAACUGUGGGUUCCAAAGGGGGGUCCCUGCACAUAUGCCAUGAUGGCAUUUUGCAAGAAACUUGCUCGCUGGGCCUCCUCUUCCCUCACCCUGGAGAUCUCGGCCUCUUUCAUUCUCAGCUUCUCCAGCAGCAGAGAGACCUCACCCUCUUUGUCCAGCAGUGCUUCACGGUGAUUAUUUGACAGGGCUGUAAAAGAGCAGCAUUAGUAAACAAAAUUAAGGUGUCCCUAGAAUAAAUAAGAACAUGUUAUAGACACAGCCACAGGCAAUGGAAGUGGGAUGGUCAACAAGCACAUGAGAGAAGCUGCAUGAGACAACAUGAGAGGUUUUGCACAGACAGCAUGUUACACUUCACUGUGCAGGAAACCCAAACAUUUUGCUUGCUGUGCAGCUUUGGGUAGUUAUCUGAGUCUUGGUCUCUAUAAAAUGAGGACAAGAAUCCCUGCAAAUACACCAGGAUGGAGAGUACAACUCAUAAGUGUACGCACAGGCAGGAAGUGCAGGUGUUACUACCUGUAAGCACAGCUCAGUUCCAGACCCAGUGCAGGGUAACUCAGCAUUACCAUUUGAGAAGCAUGAAAGAAUCCAUCACCUUUCAGCUGUCUUUCCAGAGCUGCAAUCUUCUCUCUCAGCCCAUCCUGUGCUGUGCGUUCAGCUUCCAGGUGCCCAAUCUGCUCCUGUAAUUCCACCUUCACCUUAUUCACUUCUGUCACUUUCUCCUCUUCCUUACUGUUCAGGUCCUGACACACAAAGACAAAUCCAUGAAUGACCAAACAACUUCAGCAACUUGUUCUGUCCCUGUGGUGACCAUCUCUACUGCAGUCCAAAUUACCUGCUGAAGUUCCUCCAGCCGCCUCCUGAGUCCAUCAGCAUGCAGGCUCAACUGUUUGGCUCUGGCCUGGGCUUCAGCAACCAUUUCUUUUUGCUUAAGGCAGCA
Molecule: messenger RNA, 2945 nt
Organism: Pseudopipra pipra
Lineage: Eukaryota; Metazoa; Chordata; Aves; Passeriformes; Pipridae
Exons: 2
Coding region: 1-573 (190 amino acids)
Source: RefSeq, a predicted model, not a curated record